ACCUUGCAUUUACCUAUAUAAGUUUGACUUCGGUGGUCUUUUUCAAGCUAGAAAAAUGUCGUUUGUCUGUGAGGAUGUAUUAGACAGAGAUCUUUUGAAGAAAGCAUCAUAUUUUGAAAUUAGUGAAUUCAUUCGUGUUUCUUGUACUCGUCCAAAUGUUACCGUUGCUGAAAAAUGGUGUCUCGCACCUACCUUCUUUCCUGCCAAUUAUCAGUCUAGUGUGCAAGUGAUUCAAGAUUUUAAAGUUCGACCUGAUGAUAUUUGGGUGGUAACUUUCCCCAAAUCUGGCACGACCUGGGCACAAGAAAUGGUGUGGCAGAUUUGCAAUAAUUUAGAUUACGAAAAAGGCCACAUGAAACCACUCCAUAUGAGAUUUCCAUUUUUUGAAGGUAAUACAAUCGCGCGUCCGACCCUAAAAGAAAUAUUUAAUAUGGAUGUUUUAACUUACGUGGAAAGUAUGCCAUCUCCUCGUUUAAUUAAAAGCCACCUUCCCGCUCAUCUUUUGCCCAAAGAGAUUUGGACAGUAAAACCCAAGAUCAUCUAUGUGGCAAGGAAUAUAAAAGAUGUGAUUGUUUCUUAUUUUCAUCACUACAAACACGUAGAUUUCUACAGUGGAUCUCUCAACGAUUUUGUGGAUAUAUUUCUUAACGAUGCUGUUCUUUAUGCGCCUUAUGAUUCCCAUGUAAUUGAUUUCUGGAGGAUGAAAAAUGAGGGUAACAUCCUCUUUUUAACCUACGAGGAAAUGAAGAAAGAUCUAUUAAGUGUUGUUCGAAGAACAGCCGAAUUCUUAGGAAAAUCCUAUACGGUCGACCAAAUGAACAAACUAACUGAUCAUCUAUCCUUUGAAAAAAUGUCUAAAAAUAAAUCAGUUAAUUUUGCUGAUAUUGGAGAUAAACACAACAAAGUGGUAAAUCGUAAAAAAGAUGACAGUUACAAUUUUAUCCGGAAAGGAAAAGUUGGUUCAUAUCGCGAAGAAAUGACACCUGACAUGAUAAAGAAAUGCAACAAUUGGAUUAAGGAAAGACUAGGAAGACAUCAAAUUGACUCACAACUCUUAGAUAUAUUUAUACAUACCGAAUAAAUAUUUAUAAAUCUGAAAUUUUUACUAAAGAGAAUCGAAUUGAAUAAAGAUUAGAAAAUUAUAAAAA
Phlebotomus papatasi is the source of this 1148-nucleotide messenger RNA. RefSeq names its product luciferin sulfotransferase-like. Gene Ontology annotation, molecular function: sulfotransferase activity. The transcript is spliced from 4 exons. NCBI's taxonomy places the organism in Eukaryota, Metazoa, Arthropoda, Insecta, Diptera, Psychodidae. Gene Ontology annotation, cellular component: cytoplasm. Bases 56 to 1081 code for a protein of 341 amino acids. Gene Ontology annotation, biological process: sulfation. The record is from RefSeq and is a predicted model, not a curated record.